AACUUCCUGAAUGCAUUACUUUUUAAACGCCGCUAGUAACAAGAUGCAAAAUGGCUGAUGAAUUGUGUACAGUACUUUGUUUUUUGAUAGCCUUAUCGCAUUUCAUUCAAGGUCAAAGUGUUGAGUAUAUUUGUCCAGAGCAUGCUGGCGCUGUAGAUUAUACAAUACAUGACUUGUAUAACGAUGGUGUUCGGAUUCAAAACUCUUCCACCAUAUCGUUUCAAGUAAAGUGUGAGAAAAACGCUUACAUACUUCUUCAAGAACACCGAUAUGACUACAAGAACCUUGCCGUGGAGAUUGUACUUGGGACUACGGAAAACUUGGGAAUAUCAAUUUCAGAUAAACAGUCGAACGGUUAUACAUGGUGUUGGGAGCCUGGCAUAGUUUCAAAAUAUGAAUAUCGCUAUUUCUGGAUCAGUUGGGAAAACAAUGUUGUUCGUGUUGGGAGAGGUGACACGCCAAAUAUCAAACGCUUGCCGUGUUCGGAGAGGAUAGCAUAUGCAGUAAACUAUGUCAGCAUUGGGACGGCUAACCACACGAAAGGAUACUGGAAGUUUAAUAUCGGGACACCGAUUGCUAAAACAUCACCAACAACGAAAACAUUGCAUGCGUCGUCGACAACACAACUGAGCACAUAUAAAGCAGAGAACACAUCAUUGAAUACAAAUGAUUUAGGAAACGAUGAAGGGCAAUUGACAGCAGUUUAUGUUGCGGUUUCACUGACAGUUAUCGUCGCUGUACUCGUCGUAGCGGUCAUUCUGGUGUUGCGGAGGUAUCAAAGAAGUGAGAAAACGAAACCAGAACCGCAAGUUGUAUACUGUAACACUGGAAAUCAGUAUUCGGUUGUGAACAGGAAUCUGACCUGCGGGAUAGAAAAUCCAGCUUAUGACGAACUUAUCUUGGAAACAGAGACUUGGACACAUUGUAAAAACGGUGAAAUGCCAAUUUUAAAUGAUAAUAACUACACGGAAAGUAACUUAAUGGAAGAACAGACAGUACAACUGACGACUAGAGAAAACAAAUCUCUUCCUUUGCAAACUGAUCAUGAACCAGAUGAUAGACAUGUUUAUAAUCAUGUAGUAGAACAGAACGACCUUACACCAUUCUCCAGUGAAAUAACAUUGGAAGAAAUUUCAAAAGCUGAGGUAAAAGUUAAUGAAUAUUCGCAUGUUGCAUGCGUUACAGGUGAUGGCAACGGCGGUCGAACCAAUCUUAAUGAAGACAAUUUAGAUGAAGAGAGGCCGCAUACUAAGCCGGAGUCGGACAUUGGUGUAAACAACGUCGAUUCAAAGAAUAUGGAAGAAGAUACAACUACACUGUACGACCAUGCUUCUGCAGGUGGUAAAGGUCCAGCAUAUACUGUCAGUGACGAAUAUUCGCAUUUGAAUGAUGUUAAAGAUAAUAGGGGAGGUCAAAGUUCUGAGACGCCGUCUAUAGAAAAAGUAACUACCACUACAAAAAAGAACGAAUCAGACGGAUAUGAGAUUGUUGCGGCUUGUCACACUCCACAAUACUUUAUUCUAGAACCGGAGCCAGAUAAAUGGACUGCUAGAUGCAACAGUGGUCAUGAAUAAAGAGUAAUAAAUAAAAAUAUAUUGUGCAAAGAUAUGAAAAUAGACAUUAUGUAAAUAUUUGUACAGCGCUUUUCAACAUUUUCAGAUUUCUUAAUCGUACUUCUAUUAUGUCAUUCAUACAAGUAACCUAUGGACAAGAGUAAAUUUGCCGCUUUUAACAGUGUUUAAAUACAAACGAAAGCCGAAAAGUUAGACACGAUGGUAAUUGUUUCGAAAUUGUAAAUACUGUAACAUAAUCCUGUUACACUUCGUGCCUGUGAUCAAAUGAUACUUUCAAUUGACACUACUCCUUUUCAUUCUGGAAGACAAUAAUUGAUACACCAAAGGACAAUACUUAUGGUAGUUCUGUACUUUCAGAUCAUUUUUGAUUUUAAUGUUGAAUUUUGAUUAAAUUAUCUUGAUAUAAUUUAUAUGUAACUGCCAUUUAACACAUAAGUUGGGGUCAUGUGCUUGAUAGUUUGCUGACUGUUGUGAAAACAUGGACUUCUUUCAAGUUUUCAAAAUGUGUUUGUAGCAAAAUCGUAUUUCUGACGACAGUUUUUCAUACAGGAAAAACUCCUAGGAUAUAGAUUUUAUUGGAACUUCUCACGGUUUAAAAGUUAUCGAUUAUCAUAUGGUAAUAUAAAAUGUUUUGUUUGUUGGUGGUGUUACUUUCCGUUCCCAUUGCUAUGUGUGAGGUAAGGUACCCACAAUAUACUGGCUGGAGCUCCCAAAGAGCAUUUUUUUUCGCCACCGGCCGUCUCUGUGUGGUGUCCUACUGUGUUGUUUUACAUGCUUGUCUGAUUUUUUGUUGUCUAUGAGUAUACGUGCACGCGUGCGUUUGUAUGUAUGUGCAUAUUUGCGUGCGUGUGUGAGUAUUUGUUGGUGCGGGUCUAUAGUUAACCGUCUAGGAAGACUUCGUUUUCAUUCAUGCUUUUAUACCUGCCCCUCCACUGUCACCCAUUUGUCUAAUACAUGCCCAAUUUUUGCAUCUUGGAUAUAAUUGAAAUAUACUAUAUUUGGAUUCUUGCUGUAUCUUUCCAAUAUGUGGGCCUAUUUUGAGAUGUAUGGUUCUGACUGUGUUGAUUGUACUUCCCGCAAAUCUACCUAUUUUGUUUUUCUGGCAUGUGUGCUAAACGUUUAAAGACAAGGGACUUCAUAUGUGAAGCUUAUUGCAUGAAAAUACAUGACAUAACUGGAAUUGUUUCACGUGCAAACACAUUUUGCUAGUGGAAUGUUAGUAGCAUUGCUGACCUCAUCAGUUAAAAGAUAUUUAUUUUAGUUUAUUCUUUGACGCAACGUAGCCAUAAUUUCCAACUUAAAAAGUGAAGAACAACGUUAAUAUCUGUAAUAUAUAAAACAGUCAUCACAUUUACGUGUGUACAGACUCAAAUACAUACGCGCUGCAAUAACUACUUUGUGUAAUCCUGGUCAAACCUCUGUCAUGAUUUGAUACGACUGUGUAUACACAAACAUGUUAUUUUCCUUUUCUUUUUGAUAACUAGUACCUGCUUUUUGUGUUACAGUACAAAAUGAUAAAUGUGGCCUAUAAUACAAUAUUUAAUUCGUAGUCGGUUGUCUGCUGAUAACUCGUGUUAACUUAUCUCUCUAUUGUUUAUCUUGGAUAGCUUCCCUUGUUUGAAACAUUUUACAAAUAUAGAUCAAAACAUUUUUACUGAUAAGAGUCUUAAGUGGGUGACAAUUUAAUUGAAGCACAUGCUUUUUACUUGAUCGUAAAUUAUCUGUAAGUGUUUACAAAAAGUCAGGAAAAUAUAGAUAAACUGAAUUGUAACAUUUUAACUAUUUUAUUUUCCUGCUAGAAAUUGAUGACAUAAGAAACCUUUCGAAACGUCACAGCAAAACGGAUAUUUUGUAACAUAUUUACAAAAAGACCAGCAUGAACAACGACAAAAAAGCUAUUAGGUUUCAUAUUUAGACUAACAAGGUCAUGUCUCAUUAAGAGCUCGACUGUCAAAAUAACUGGUAUAGUCGUGAGACUGUCAGACUACGAAACUUGAUACCCCCGCUCCUCCAACAUUCGGAUGAGAGUCCCGUACGUAUAUGGGCGAUUAAUGUCUGACACGCUAAAGAACCAAGGAAGCUUCCCGAAUGUAUUAAGAUAAAUAGCUGUAGAAUGUAUCGAAUAACCAAUUGUCAGAGGUGUUUUAGCGCAGAGCGCAUGUUUCCACCAUCGGUUUCGAAAGCUCUUCAUACACAGAUUGAAAAAAAUGUUUGAAUGACAAAUAUCACGACCAUAAAAUAUUUUUUGUAGAUCACAAACAUAAUAUAUAUCUGGUAUCUAUCACCAACUGAAUUGACACUUCAGGUGUGUCUAAAUCCGUCUUGUGUAUUUAUUUUAUCUCAUCUGCUCAUUUGUCUUUAUUUUUCUGUUCUAUAUUUUUGAAAGAAAAACUAAAAUAAAACGAAACGGCAAUUUAGUAUUAUGUUUAUAUCUUUAUCUUAUUGUCUAAAUAAAAUGAAAUAACGUUUAACACGUGAACUUAUGUGAACUGUACAUUGUUGCUAUGACGUGUUUCGCCUGUUUUUAAAAUCAUUGAACAUUUUUAUUUUCCUAUUGAAAGGUCAGGUUGAUAUAUGUUGCGAAUUUAACGACGAUAGAGAUAAACAUAUUUGCAUUGAUUAUCUCUACGCAGGAUUCCUUUUUAUCUUUUGUUUUUUAAACUUCCUUACAUGCAAGUACGUUUUGGAAAUUUUGCUAUAACAAGUUGUACUCGUUAAAGAAAGAAAUACAACAAAAACAACAGUCAUGACAACACAUCAACAACAACAGAAGGAAAAACCACUGUAUCAUUAACAGAAGCCUUGAUGGCGUCAACAACUUCCAACUCGAGUUACCCAACUGACGUGGACGAGGACAGUAGAACUGCAAUCUACAUUUCAGUUCCAGUUUCGAUAAUCACGUCCAUACUACUAGCAUUGACUAUAUUCCUAGUAAUAAGGAAUAGAAGACAGAAAAGGCAAACUAUCGAAUCAGAUGCCAUAUAUAAUAGCGGAAACGAUACGCCAAGAAGAAACAGGCGUUCAGUUCCAGGAAUAGAAAAUCAGGCGUACUGUACUUAUACUUUAGAAAAUAGAAAUAAACCAAGAGGCGAUAAAGCCAUUCCUUGUAGUGACCAGUAUAGUACAACUACCUCGAGUAACAUUAUACCGCUGUCAUCUAAUAUAAAUAAUUAUAAAAACACCGAUUUACAAACGGAAGAUAUACCAGAAGAUGAAUAUGCUUAUAAUCAUUUAGUGAUUCCCACAAUAGGCUUAAACACAGCACCUUAUUCAUAUGUGACGAAUGGCCCAGACGGAUUUACAAUUGAUGAUGACAGUGCAUAUUCUGAUCUUGAAAGUCAAAAGAAAAAAUCUUAUAAUGAGGCAGGUGGAGUGGACAAUGGCAUUGACUCAAAGCAAGUUUUAAAUGCAAAAAGGUAUGAGAAUGCAUCUAGACAUUUUGAAGUUCAAAGUUCAGUUUACGACCACGCUGUAGCAGGAGGACCGGAUCCAGAUGUUAUUACAGCAGAUGAAUAUUACCAUCUAAAUGGAACAAAAGAACAUGAGAAGAGAAAUAACGCCCAAAGGCAUAGCUAUGUCAAUGUUACAAAGGAAAAUGAACAUGAAUUUAUACCAAGUAAGACAAACAAUACCGGCCACACUUAUGACCAUGUUAAAGCAGACGGACAAUACCCUAUGCCGAUAAAAACACGUGAAUAUGCGCAUUUGAAUCAGGAAAAAGGUAACGAAAAUAGCGCAGUUUCACCCGGACAUAGAUAUGUAAAUGUAACAAAGGACCAAGAUCCAUUAGCACGAGGAACUCGUGCCGACGGAUAUGAGGAAGCUGUUGGCCGUACUCCAGCGUACUUUGUGAUAGAACCGUAGCAAUACUGUGAUAUAUCAUUGUAUCUGAGUUUGUAUUUCUACAUGUUUUUAUAGGUCUAAUGAUAGAUAUGAUGAAACAACAGUGUUAUUAUCUUCUAAAUGAUAAAGUGUAUGUAAUAUGAUAGCAAUGUUCGAUGUUUUUAAAUUAAUCGAUCAUUUUAUACAUUUGUCAAAUUAAAGUUUAAUACAUCUUCUAUAUGAAACAGGAACUUGUUACUGCACAUACUUGUUUCUUCUGGAAAACUUAGCGCACCCCACCCCCUAAAAAACUAUAUUGAAUAUGGAUGAAAUAAAUUCGUGAAUUAACUGUAUCCGUGCACUUAAACUUCUGUUAUAUUAUGGAAUACACGAGACAUUUUUAAAUCUCUGCAUAUAGUUAAAUACACGUGUAGCAGAUCAUAAAUAUCAUGGUCUUACAAUCUAAGGGAGAAUAUAUUGUCAAAUGUUACCUGUGAUAUUAAAACAGAGUUAACGAACGUCUAAGGAACUGAAUUCUACGCUUCGUCUUUCUAUUUAAAUCAGGAUGCUUACUCAUAAUGAAUAUAUCAUUACAGAAACA
Mercenaria mercenaria is the source of this 5997-nucleotide messenger RNA. RefSeq lists its product as uncharacterized. Lineage: Eukaryota; Metazoa; Mollusca; Bivalvia; Venerida; Veneridae. The record is from RefSeq and is a predicted model, not a curated record. The coding region runs from base 51 to 1574 and encodes 507 amino acids. The transcript has 10 exons.